Messenger RNA from Erigeron canadensis, 860 nucleotides. Its product is annotated as N-terminal acetyltransferase B complex catalytic subunit NAA20. Gene Ontology annotation, biological process: N-terminal peptidyl-methionine acetylation. The record is from RefSeq and is a predicted model, not a curated record. The coding region runs from base 117 to 641 and encodes 174 amino acids. Gene Ontology annotation, molecular function: protein-N-terminal amino-acid acetyltransferase activity. Lineage: Eukaryota; Viridiplantae; Streptophyta; Magnoliopsida; Asterales; Asteraceae. The transcript is spliced from 6 exons. Gene Ontology annotation, cellular component: NatB complex.
AACAGAAAAGUUCUCAUUUAGCCCUUGAAGUUUAACAAAAUUAAAAGUUAAAAUCCUUGGAGUGGGUGUGAGAGGAAGCAAAACCACCUUCAGAUUAUAUCCCACCCACCAAAGAGAUGACAACAAUCAGGAGAUUUUGCUGCGAUGAUCUUUUACGUUUCUCUUCCGUUAAUCUGGAUCAUCUCACUGAAACUUUUAAUAUGUCAUUCUACAUGACAUACCUGGCGCGGUGGCCUGAUUAUUUUCAUGUUGCUGAAGCUCCCGGCAACCGAGUCAUGGGCUACAUUAUGGGUAAAGUUGAAGGUCAAGGUGAGUCGUGGCAUGGUCAUGUCACCGCUGUUACAGUCGCUCCUGAGUUCCGCAGGCAGCAGCUGGCAAAGAAACUUAUGAACCUACUUGAAGACAUCAGUGACAAGAUUGACAAGGCAUACUUUGUGGACCUCUUUGUGAGAGCAUCAAAUACACCAGCUAUAAAGAUGUAUGAAAAGCUCGAGUAUGUUAUCUAUAGACGUGUAUUACGUUACUAUUCAGGGGAGGAAGAUGGAUUAGAUAUGAGGAAAGCCUUAUCUCGAGAUGUAGAGAAAAAGUCUAUAAUCCCACUCAAGAGGCCAGUUACACCCGAUGAAUUGGAGUAUGACUAGCUCUGUCUGUACUUUGAUGAUAAGUCUAUGUUUGUGCAUUUAGGAUACACAUUAUUCAUCUUUGUAAACUAGGACAUAAGAAGAUUCAAUCUUCAAAUGUUUGUUGACUUUCUGCCAAGUGUUUUUAAGUAUUGUACCGAUUCUUAGUUGGACAUUAAAAGGACACAAAAUAGAGCUGUUUGUAUCGGGGAAAGUUAUGAUUGUAUGGAGGUUUUUGAA